Eupeodes corollae is the source of this 2680-nucleotide messenger RNA. RefSeq lists its product as uncharacterized. NCBI's taxonomy places the organism in Eukaryota, Metazoa, Arthropoda, Insecta, Diptera, Syrphidae. The coding region runs from base 655 to 2514 and encodes 619 amino acids. The transcript is spliced from 7 exons. The record is from RefSeq and is a predicted model, not a curated record.
UUACUAUCCUGUUGAAUAUAGUUUGAGCCGAAGAGAAUAUCCUUCUUUUUCAAAAUACCCACACCCACAGCAGUUUUUCUAAAAUCUCUGAGAAACUUAUUUUCUCUCUGAGAUGAAUUACAAAACAUACCAAGUAUUUUCACCACAAUUUGUUAUCAGAAACUUUUUAAAAGCCGUUCAGCUCAGAUGUGCGUGUUGAUUUUUGUUUAAAGGUUUUAUUGUUUUGCACAGAAAAAACUGUCCUUUAUAUGAAGAAGAAAAUCUCACAGAAAAUGAUUAUCCUACGAUUUUCUCGUGUUAAAUGUUUUCCUAAAAAAAAUACUUAGCUAGAUUUUAAUAAAACGUAAUAUCCAUUAGGAAAUUAAAAACGAACGAGUAUCAAAAGAUUUUAAUGUAGGUACAUACGAUAAAUGUUUGUCUGUGUAUGUAUCUGUAUCCGCUUUGUUUUGAGUGUUUUUAAAAACAAUAAAAUCAUAAAUUAAAUAAAACAAACAAUAUUAAACUAAACAAAAAUAAUGUGAGUUUAAUAGAACUGAUUUCCAAUCCGGCAAAUAUCGAGUCUAGUUAUAAUUGAAGCUUAAAAUAGUACAAUCAUAGAUGAUAAUAUAUAUGAGAGUUUUAUGAAUAUCUAACAAGUUACACCUAGGUUUUGUAAUGCCUUCAAAAGCUUCCGCACAAUGUACAUCAACAAGAAGGAAACACUCCUUAGGAAAACUAAGACGUGCCCACCCUGCUUCUGGAGCAACAUGGAAUGUACAAGUUGUUCGCGGAAAAAUGUCAUCGAAGUGCCUCUGGCAUGCUUGCCGAGCACUGAUUUUAGGAAUGAUUCUUAUGCUCUUGGGAGCGGGAAUGGCAACUGUUGGUUACUAUGCCGAUCAACUUUCUGUUGGAUCUGAGAUUAGGGGAAACUCCACAAUUCGCGUUAAGAAUGAGUCAAAGGGAUUUCACUUGAAUAAUUUAUCAUAUGUUGGACCGAUUGUGAUGGGAUUCGGUGGGUUUAUUGUGGUUGCGUCUUGUGUUAUGACAUUUGAGGCUCGUGACUCAGCUGCAAAAGUCGUCCCUGCACGACUUAAAGCAGCUUCUAAUAGUAAAACUAACAUAAGAAGUAAUUCGAGCAGUGCUUCUUCGCAAAGGCGAGCAAAUGGAGUAUCAUAUCAGAACACUCGAUGGGAUCAUCAUUUGGGAGUAUUUCGGUCUUCUCCAGCUGAGCCUCCUCAAGCGGCGCAAUUAGAUCGGCAAGCAUUAACAGCAGCACUUAUUCAUUUCUCAAAGACGUUGGGACAAACUGCCCAGUUGCCUGCAAAACAACAAAAACUUCAGCGUUGUGGUUCGGUGCCGAAUCUCUCAGGAAAUGUAACUAGCCAAGUGAAUGCAUCAACUUUAGCACACCUAUUGUCACCUAACCGAAAACCUAUGUACAUAAUACAGAAUUCACAUAGGCGUCAUCGACACCAUCAUCAUCAAUCAAACGGACGUCAUUCAAGAACUCGUAGCCCGCGAUUGAGUGGAAGCCUCGUUCAAAGAACUUCCAGAGAAUCUGCAUCCUCUUUGCUUCACCCAACGCCUUUUCAAAAAGCCCACUGGAAUGCUAUGUCAGUAGAUGAAACAGGUUUUUCGGAUAGCCAAUCAUCAAGAAUUAUAGAUCGUACUAAACGGUCUGAUACUGCUAAACGUCAUCUUCUUUUGCGUCAAAAACCUAUUGAAAAUGAGGAUUUACAAAAUGACGGAGCAGCUUCAAGGCGUCGGAGUUCUACACUAUCGGAUCUGUCAUAUGGGGCUCGAUGGACAAACAAAUGUCCUUCAAUGACAAGCCGUACUCCCAGCGUUGACUCCAAAAAAGUUCAAGUUGAUUUGCAUAGUCCUCAGUCUCAACGUUCAUGUAGUAAAUUAACAAAACGCGUUAACUCCGGACCGUCCUCUACACCUUCUGUUGAACGGGAAUUUAGAAGCCAACUUUCCAUAUGCUCGGAACCAAUCACAGCACGUCAACUAUCAGGGCAGUCCAGUAUAGAACCUUGCGUUCUCGAAGAAAGCCCAGAAAGUGACGAAAAACCGCCAAUCCAUGAAAAACCCACAACCACCACAGAAAUCAAACCUGGAAUCUUAAAGAAAACAAGACCAGAAACCUUACCAAUUAAAAUUGAAAUGAAAACCCUAAUCAAAGAAAAGAGCUGCCAAUCGAAUAAGAUACUCUACAGAAGUAAUUCAUCCAAUACAUUCUAUAGACCGAAACCAAGAAUAUCAAACGAAUAUGAUACAAUAUUUUUGAAAAACCUCAUUGGAAAACAAUCUAAUAAUGAGGUGUAUGAUUCGUUACAAGUUAUAAAUGAGCGUCGAAAAAAAAUUCUCAAGGCCGAGAGUGAUACCACGCUUUUGGAAAAGCAAAUCGAAAAAGAUUAUCCAAAACCAUUAGAACUCGAAAUAGAAGUUAACCAAUCACAACAAAAACAAAAAACUCUAGAUUCAGAAAAUAAUAUUUCCAUUUCCCUGUGUGAGACCGAUGAUGUACCAUGAUCGUAAUUAUUUUUAUUGCUGUUGAAAUUUUAUUAAGAAAAAAAGAAAAAUUGGUGUUAUUGGUGUUGUUUAUUAUCCAGCUAUAGAAGAAUGUUAUUUUUUACUUAAGACUGAAAUAUUUUUGAAAUAAUGUAGUAGCUUGUUUAUUUAACAAAAUGGAUGUAAA